AUGUUUCGUUCAAAGUUGUUACUUAGACAUGCAAAGCUUUCCCUUACCGGCUUGUCUCCUAAAGUGCUGCCAGCAAUACGACUCCAACAUCGACUCUAUACAUCAAGCUAUAACAGGCAUGUGGCUGGCCUGACUGAUGAAGAGAAUACGCUUCGCGAGACAGUACAUGAGUUCUGUAAUAGAGAACUUGCACCAAGAGCAGCUGAAAUUGACAAGUCAAAUGAAUUUCCUAAGGACAUGUGGCCCAAAUUCGGUGAAAUGGGCUUGUUAGGCAUUACAGCGCCAUCAGAGUAUGGUGGGUUAAACCUGGGAUAUCUCGAGCAUACAAUUGUGAUGGAAGAAAUUUCUCGAGCAUCCGGAUCGGUUGCGCUCUCGUAUGGUGCCCACAGCAAUUUAUGUGUCAACCAAAUAGUACGUAAUGGGAAUGCAACCCAAAAAAAGAAUUAUUUACCAAAGCUUAUUUCAGGCGAACACGUUGGAGCGCUUGCCAUGUCGGAAACGGGAUCAGGCUCGGAUGUGGUAUCGAUGCGACUAAAGGCUGAAAAGAAAAGUGAUUAUUAUGUUCUUAAUGGUAAUAAAAUGUGGAUUACAAAUGGACCCGAUGCUGACGUAUUGGUCGUCUAUGCUAAGACAAACUUCGAAGCGGGUGCACAGGGAAUAACGGCGUUUCUUAUAGAGAAGGGAUUCAAGGGCUUCUCGACCGCUCAAAAACUUGACAAGCUUGGUAUGCGAGGAUCAAACACGUGUGAGCUUAUAUUUGAUAAUUGUGAAGUUCCUGCUGAGAAUGUUCUUGGUGGAGAAGGGAAGGGAGUUUACGUUUUAAUGAGUGGUCUUGAUCUGGAAAGGCUGGUUUUAGCUGGUGGACCUUUAGGGUUGAUGCAAGCCUCUCUUGAUAUUGUCUUGCCUUAUACCCACACUCGCAAUCAAUUCAACAAACUCAUUGGUCAUUUUCAACUCAUUCAAGGGAAGCUUGCAGACAUGUAUACAAAGCUCAACGCAUCCAGAACAUACGUGUAUUCCGUAGCCAGAGCGUGUGACGCCGGGCAUAUAUCAAACAGAGAUUGUGCGGGUGUAAUCCUUUAUGCCGCCGAACGUGCAACAGAAGUUGCAUUAGAUGCAAUACAAUGUCUGGGUGGAAAUGGUUAUAUUAAUGAUUAUCCAACAGGAAGGCUUCUACGAGAUGCCAAACUGUAUGAGAUUGGAGCAGGGACAAGCGAAAUUCGACGCCUAGUAAUAGCAAGGGAAUUCAACAAAGAGUACGGAGAAAGUUCUUAA
Molecule: messenger RNA, 1275 nt
Organism: Paraglomus brasilianum
Lineage: Eukaryota; Fungi; Glomeromycota; Glomeromycetes; Paraglomerales; Paraglomeraceae
Source: the annotation of a GenBank genome assembly